UAGAAGAAGAAACUCCUCACUCUUCAAAACAAUACUAGAAGUUCCUCUCGUCUGGCGCCCUGUCCUCACGAAGAUGUCUCUAAACAAUCCUGACAAAGCUGAGCAGGGGUCAAGUAGCAAAAAAAACAUAUCGCUGCCGAUUUCCCGAGUGAGGCUGAUCAUGAAGAGCUCCCCUAACGUGUCCAGCAUCAACCAGGACGCUCUGUUUCUCACCACCAAGGCGACAGAGCUGUUUGUUCAGCACCUGGCUCUGUCUGCGUUCAGCAACGGCCCCGGCAGGGAAACGAGCACGCUGUCCUACAGCGACCUGGCGAACGCGGCGGAGGAGACGGAGACCUUCCACUUCCUCACAGAUAUCCUGCCUAAGAAGAUCUUGGCCCGAGAUUAUUUCAAGUCUUUGCAGCAAAUGCAAGAAGAGGAUGCCGAUUGUUAAAAAGACCCAUUUUACAUCUCAGCCCUUCGUAACUGUACACAUCCUGCUGCUCACUGACGCUGGUGAAGAGACACAACUUUCUCAGUGCUUUUACAUUGAUACAGUUCAGCUGUAUAGAUCUUGAUGCACAUCUUGAUGAGCUCUGACGAAGACUCCAGCAUCAGCUUUAAAGACAACAACGCUGUCUUAGAACAAUGCAGAAGUUGUGUCAUAUAACUAUGAAAAAAAAUUGAUGCCAGGAAAUUUAUUUUUUAAAAGAUUACAUUUUGAACAUUUCAAUUCUGAAUUAUUUUUCAUGGCCCAUAGGUUGAGACCACCCUUGACAAUUUAUUUUGCAUUUACAUUGUCACCAAUUUAUCCUUGUUGUACAUUUGCAACUAUCAGGAUAGGUCGGUCUUUAUAAGAGCCUGUCUGUAACAGACCAAGACAUAAUCCAUUCCACGCAGGAGAAGCACAGACCACAGCAGUCUCAGGUACUCAAUUAUUACCGCCAAAAUUAUUAGGUGAACACUUUAUUUCAGAUAUGCAGGUUUCAAAGUGAAAUUUAUAUUUGAUAUUACUGAUUCUAAGUUAUCAAUUGUACUGUAGUUUUUAACAAAAAUGUUGCUUCAGUUUGGAGUGGAAAUACUUGAAAGUUAACAACUGUUUUCUUACUACAAAAAAAAAGAAUAUUCUUUAUUUUUCCAAAUCAGAAUUCAAUCUGUCUAACGUGUGAAUAUUGAAGUGUAUAAUAACAACCAGCCACCUUACCAAGCUUCUUUGUUGAGCAUUUACAGGUGGAUUAAAAUUUAAUAUUACAAUAAAGAUUUGUGCUGUGUUUGUCAA
Molecule: messenger RNA, 1258 nt
Organism: Betta splendens (Siamese fighting fish)
Lineage: Eukaryota; Metazoa; Chordata; Actinopteri; Anabantiformes; Osphronemidae
Gene: chrac1
Product: chromatin accessibility complex subunit 1
Exons: 3
Coding region: 74-433 (119 amino acids)
Cellular component (GO): nucleus; CHRAC
Molecular function (GO): protein heterodimerization activity
Source: RefSeq, a predicted model, not a curated record